AUGGGUAAUUGCAAGUCUUAUUCUUCUCAUUUUAGUGUUAAUAAAAACAAUACUAAUGAAUUAUAUGAAAACUUAAUAUGUAAUUUUAUUGAAAAGGAUAAACUUUUGUUUUGCCCGAAAGCUUUUGUUAUAUAUGAAGUUUUAAAAAGAAAAUUGGAAAAUAAAGAUGAGUUCAGGUAUUAUAUUGUGAGGACGCUCCAGAGGAAGAAAGUUAAGAAUGCUUUAAUUGGUUUAAAUGAAGAUUACAACAUCGAUGUUUUGAAUUUUUUAUUAAAAUUAUUUAAAAAGAUAAACAAUGAUUAUUAUAACAACAUAUUGAACUUUCAAUAUAGUAAUUAUUACAAUUAUUUUGUUCGUGAAGAUUCAAAAUUUGUAAGUUUCUCGGAACAAAUAAAUAUCAUUCAUGACAUAUAUAAUUUUGUACGUAUGAAAUAUGUUCUUGAAAACAUUUGCUUACAUUUAUAUUUUGAAGUACAUGAUGAUUCUAAAGAAAUUUAUGAAUAUACAGAAAAAAAAAAUGGGAGUAAUAAAAAGAUGAGUACAGUAAAGGUAGUAAAAGAAAGAUCUAAUGAUUUAUUAAAUUUUAAGAAAAAGAGCAUAAGUAAUACAUUAAGAGAUAGAAACAAUAUGAUAUAUUUAAUAAAAAACCGUUUUAAAAAAAUUGAGAACUUUUGUAAAAAUAAUUUACAUUGUAAUGUAUUUGAGAAUUUUAAAAUAUAUAAUAUGAUGUGUUUAUAUAUUUUAAAAAAUAAUUAUAAAAUGAAAUGUAUUUUAUAUAAUAUAUUUAGUAUUAUGUUUUUUAUAAAUAAUUAUUUUAAUAUAUAUAAUAAGGAACCAAUUACUAAUCAUAUAAAGAAAUUAUCAUUUAAUGAAGACAAAUCACAAAUAAAAAAUGAGUUUUUAAAAAAAUUCAAUAAAGAUGAAAUUAAAUAUUCCUCAUCUUUAGAAGAUAUAUAUAAAAGUUAUUUAUUUAUUUCUUUAUGUCUUAGUUCUGAUGAACAAAUUAAAGAACAUAUAUUAUAUAAUACAAUUAUUAAUAUGAAUCAAAAUCCAGUACGAUUCUCUAAAUGUAUUAGUGAAUUCUUAGAUAUGUAUAAUAUUUCACAAAAAAAAAUGAAUACCCUUUUUUCAUCAAACGAAAUGAUAGAUAAAAAAGAAAAAAGAAAAAAAAAAAAAAAAAAAAAAAUAUACGAAUGUUCACAUAAAACCAUACAAAAUUCUUAUAUUAAUGAUAAUUUUAUAAAUUCCCAUUAUAUUUGUCAAAAUCAAUAUAUAAAAAGUAUUUUAAAUAUAGGUAAUUCAAAUUAUCACAUAAAAAAUAAUAUGAUGAUAUUCUGUUUUGUCUUAUUCGAAAAUUCGACUUAUAUGCAAACUAGUUACAGAAUAAAUAAUAUAAUGACCGAUCAAGAAAAAGACCAAGAAAAUGAACAAAAGGAAAAAAAAAAAAAAAAAAAAAAGAAGGAACUGUUAUUUAAUAAGAGUAAAUCAAGUGAUGAAAUGAAUAUAUCAUUGACUGAGAAGAAAAAAAAUAAAGUGAAAGAGAAGAAAUUCAAAUUUAAGUUGAAAUUUUAUAAAAAGAGCUUGAAAACGGAAAAUAAUAGUAGUACAAAUAACGAACAUGAAGAAAAUUUACAAAAUACAUAUGAAUUAAAAAAAAGCUAUUCAUAUAAUAAUUCAGAUUAUAAAAAAAUAGAUCAUAUUUCCUUUGAUUUAAAUAGGAUAGGUUUUUUUAGAAUUGAUUUGUAUAAUCUUAUGCAAGAAAAUUUUGAAGACAAUAUAGAUGAAAAUAUGGAUAACUAUGUAAAGUUAUAUACCAUAAAAAAAAAAAAAAUGAACAAUACAGAAGAUGAAAAUAAUAAAAGAGGAAGCAGUAAAUACAUUUAUGUGAAGAAAAAAAUUAAAACCAAAAAAGAUUAUGAACUAAUUGAAACUAUGAAAGAUAAUUUCAUACAUGUUCUUAAUGUUUUAAAAACUAUGAGAAACAAAGAAAUAUGUUAUAUAUCAUCAGCAAAUACUUUUAACGAAUCAUAUGAUAAAAAUACAAAUGAUUACAAAACAAAUGUAAGUUACACACAAAUAGAAAGUAUUGAUUAUUCAUUUAAAUCUAAAAGUAGUGAUAAGACAUUUAAAAAAGAAACUGAUGUAAAUUGUUCAGAAAAGAAUGAACAUAUUCCAUCUGAUAAAAAUGUAAAUGAGGAACACAAUGAUAAUGAAAUAAAUACAAUAUGUAAUGAGAACAGGGAAGGAAAAAAUAGAAAAAGUAAUGUAAAAAUUAAUGAAGGAAAUAAUUUAAUAAAACCAUUUUUUAUAGGAGUGCAUGACAUAUUUGUUCCUUUUGAUAUGGAAAAACUUAUUCUUCAUAAGUCACAAGAUAAAUUUGAAUUUAAAGAUAAAGAAAUAAUUAGAACAAAGACUACACCUUUAUAUAGAAAAAUACCUAAUCAUUCCAGAGUACAUGUAAGAAGAUGUGAUAACCCUAUAUUAAAUCAAAAUGAAAUAAAAAAGAAACAUAUAACAUCAAAGGGAGCAAACAAAAAAUUUCAUAUUAAGGGAAGAAGUUAUACAGAUAAUGAAAGUUUUUAUAAAAGUGUUAAUGUAAGAACAAAUAAAAGCAUCGAACCAAAUGAAAAAGAUGAUUCAUAUAAUGUUUUUUAUGGAAAUGGAGAAAGUGAAUUACUGUUUAGUAAAGAUAGCUUAAAUUUUGAUAAUAUUUAUGAGAAUCCAACCUUAAUGAAUAUAUUUGAAGAAAUGAAAUAUAGAGAACAAACAGAAGAAUUAUUAAAACUAUAUAAUUUUACUACAAAAAAAAAAAACAUGAACGAAUUUUUAAAUAAAGUAAAAAUAUAUGGUAAGACAAUAUGUAUUAAGGAUACACCUACAGAAAAUAAUGAUGAUAUAUAUACUGAUUAUAAUUAUUAUAAUAAUUAUAAUUAUUAUGAUAACGAUGAAUAUGAUAAUGAUGAAUGUGAUAAUGAUGAAUAUGAUAAUGAUGAUGUUAGUAACAAUAAUCGUUAUGAAUAUGAAAAACAUUUAACAUUUUUUAAUAGAAGUAAAAUGAAAAGUAUUGCAACAUAUGAAGAUAUGGAGAAAAUAAAUUCAAAAAAUAAAGCAAAAGCACAAAAUAAUAAAGAAAAGAAUUCUAUUGAUGAUGAAAUAGAUAUGGAAAAUUAUGAAGAUGAUAUAGGACAAAAUAAUGAUGAUGAUCUAAAUAAUAUUAAUAACGAUGAAGAAGAUGAAAAAAUAAAUGAAAAUUUUUUUAAAGAUUCUUUAAAAAUAUUUAUACAACACAAACCAAUGGGUGAAAUGUGUAAUUUUGUUAAUAUGAAAUAUAUACAUAUUUCUUUUAAUAUGUAUAAAGUAUAUGAAGGGAAAAAAAAACUAAUACUUAGUACAUAUACAAAUAAUGAAAAAAGUGAUUCAUUACAAAAAGAUAAUGAAAAGGUAAAGGAAAAAAAUAAUAUAAAUGAUAAUAUAAAUGGUAAUAUAAAUGAUAAUAUAAAUGGUAAUAUAAAUGGUAAUCUAAAUGGUAAUAAAAAUGGUAAUAUAAAUGAUAAUAUAAAUGGUAAUAUAAAUGAUAAUGUAAAUGAUAAUAUAAAAGAUAAAGAGGAUGAAACUAAAUGUGUGGGAAAAAUAGAAUAUAAUAUUACCUUAGAUAAAAAUGAAAAUUUUAAAUAUAUAAUAGAUUUAAUAUUUUUGCAUUUAAAUUAUAAUAGAUGUUAUUAUAUAUAUAUACCCAAAAGGCUGUUAGUUAAUUUUAUGAAUAAAGGUGGAAUUCCAGAAGAUAAUAUAUUUCUUAAUUCUAUGAAUUGUAAUUGUGAUAUAGUUUUAGAAAAUUUAUAUAUCAUUGAUCCUAAUGAUUGUAUUCCGAAUAAUAAUUUAACAAAUAUAUCUAUUCCUUUAUAUUUUGAAAAAAUCCAUUUUGUCGAAAUUGUUUUAUUUCUUUUAUGUGAUGUAUUAAAAAUAUAUAAUAAAAUAAAAAAACUAAAAAAAUAUUUUGAAAAGAAAUGUAUAGAAUUUAUAAAAUUAUUUUAUGAUUAUUUUGAUACUCAAUUGAAAAAGGUAAAUUAUGAAUAUUGUAAAGAAAAAAAAAAUAAUAUAUUAUCACUUCCUAAUGAACUUUUAAAAAAAAGAGGUUCCAAAAAAUUAGAGAAUUAUACUAUGUUAAGUAGUGGUAUUAACAUUUCUUCAUUAAGGCAUAUUUCAAAUUUGAGUGAGGAAAAAUAUAUUACUACUAAAGAAGAUAAUAAUAAUUAUUAUAAUAAUAAUAUGGAUAUUAAAUCAUUAAUAAUUAAUGUUUCAUCUACAUUAAUUUCAGAAAAUUGUACAACUAAUGUUAACAACCAGGUGAAUAAUAUGAAUCAAGAAAAUGAUGAUGAUGAUUCUAAAAAUAAGAAAAAAUCAAACAACACCACAACCAACAACAACAACAACAAUAAUAAUAAUAAUAAUAAUAAUAGCAAUAAUGAUAAUAUUAUUUUUAAUAAUAAUUUUAGUACAUAUAAAUGUAAUGGUGAAAAUCCUUUCGAUAUUGGAUAUAAAUAUAAUAAUAUUUAUAUAAAAAUAAUAGACGUAAAAUUAUAUGAUUUUAUUUUAGAUUAUCUAAACUAUAUAAAAGAAAAUAAUAGUUGUUAUUAUUUAUGCCCAUAUAUAUUUGUUUAUAAAUUUAAAGGACUUUGCUUCCUUUUUGUUCCUGUAUGUAACAACUUUUAUUUACUUUUUUAUCAUUUCUUUUUUCAUUUCCUUAAUUGUUCAGAUUUUUUUAGUUUCAAAAAAUGUUUUAAUCGAAAUAUUAAUAAUAAUGAUGAUGUUUCCAAAAUACAACAUGCUGUACCCACGAAUCAUAAUUUUCUAUAUAUUAAUAAUAUAAUUAAAAUAUUAAAUAUACAUAAGAAUAAUAAAAUGUAUGUGAAAUAUAUUUCAUUAAACAAACAAAUGCAAAAUAAAGAAACUGUAUAUUAUUAUAAAUGGAUUAAAAGCAAAAUUGUUAUUGAUAUUAGAAACUCUUUUUCAUCUCCAUAUUUUAUUCGUACGAAGAAUUUUAUUAGUUUCAUUGAAAAUACAAAUUUAAAUAUAUGUCUAAGGAAAUUAUAUUUAAAUAAAGAUUGUGCAUUUUCUGUAAAACUUGAUAAAAAGAAUAAGAAUAAUGAAAAUUCAUCUGCUUUUAAUGAUAUCAUAUGUUUGUUUAACCAGUAUUUUAAUAUGUUUACUUAUUUCUAUGAUGAAAAAAAAAUAAGUAGAAAUAAUGAAUUAUUUCGUCACAGUAGAUAUAUAAUUAUCCCAUAUUUUAAUGAUAUUUAUAUUAAUCGAAAUAACUUACUUAUUUAUUGGAAAAUGUUAGAAGAUUUUAAAAAUGCUAAAACGGAGAAUAAGACUAAUGAUUCCAAUAAUAGAAAUGACAAUGAUAAUUAUAAUAGCAGUAAUCAAAAUAUUAAUUAUAAUAAUACAAAUAACAGUAAUGAUAAAUGUUUGAAGGAAGCUGAAAAAAAUGAAUAUCAAAAUAAAUAUGGAAUGAACGAAAAUAUAAAGGAUGAUGACUACUACUAUAAUAAGAAUGAUUAUGAAACGAAAAAUCUUAAAUAUUUUUUUAUUUAUAAUAUAUAUGAAGUCCAUAGAGAUAUCUUCAUAAAUUAUUUUUAUUUGUUAUUAAACAAAAUAAUAGUAGAAGCUGUAAAAGAAUUAAAAAUAAAUAAUUUUUUAAGUAUUCAUAAUUUAUUACAAUUAUUAAAUAAUUAUGAAAUAAAUUUCAAUAUGUUUUUUUGGGUAUUAUAUGAUAAUUAUAUAAAUAUUUAUAAAAAAUAUAGUGUUCAUACAGAACUUGUAAAUUUUUUUAAUAAUAAUAAUCCAAAUAAAAGUUACGUUCUCGAUUCUUUUAAAAAACAAAAAUUUAAUUAUUGUAAUAAAAAGAAGUUUUAUGUAAGACGGAUUUUAGUAUUUUGCACAUGUAUAUUAUUAUCUAUUAUAUGUAGAAAUAUAUGUGAAUUUUUUAUAACAGAAUUAAAUUAUUCUUAUGAAAAUGUAUUCAGUGUGAUAUCUUACUUUUUCUUUUCUAAUAAGAAGCUUCCUCAAAUAAAUGAUGAUAUAAAUUUGAAUUUUUUAAAGUCAAUUUAUUUUAAUUUAUUUGUAUCCUUAAGCUUUGUUUUGCAAUAUAUCCCAUUAAAUGUCCAAUACUUAAAUUUGUUUAAACUUAUAAAGAAAGUAAGAAAAUAUAAAUUUAUUUUAGCUAUGUGUUUAAAUCAUAUAUGUGGUAUGAAUAUACCUUUUUACCUUUUUUGUGAACUUUAUAAGUUACCUUUACCUAUGUUAAAUGAUUUCUUUUCUUUUAAUAAAAAAAUGUGGAAUCAUUGUUCUAAUAAUUCCGAAUUAACAAAUUCAAUAACUUUGAAUGAAUUAGAAGAAAAUUAUUAUGAUGAAAUUGAUUUGAAAAUGGAUGAGAAAGAAAGUAUUCAAUGGAUAAACGACAAUUUUGAUUUUAAUAUAUCAAAUGAUUCCUUACGUCUUUUUAAAAAUAAAAAGAUAAAUAGACAAAUAUAUAAAUGUUUUCAUUAUAAAACAGAACACAAUAAAUAUAAGAAUCUUAUAAAUCUUAUGAUUAAGUUGAAUUUUAAUUCAUGUCCUAAUUUAUAUACAUUUCAUAAUAUUGAACACGCUUCAGAUAAUAUAUUAACUUAUUCUACAUAUAACAAUCUUUUUAAAUUCAAACAAAAUAAUUAUAAUUAUAAUAAUAAUAAUGAUCAUAAAAAUGAUGAUACGAAUGCUGAUUUUUUCAUAAUUAUUUUUUCACAUUUUCUUAAUUUCAUAUACCAAUUUUGGAAUAAAGGAAUUUGUGAAGUAAGUGAGUAUCAAACAUUACGUAGUGCAAGCUAUUCAAGUCAAGAUAUAGAAUAUUCAAAUAAAAUACAAAAAAACAACAAAUUAAAUAAUAUAAAUAUAAUUAUGCAGAAUACCUUAGAUUAUUGUGAAAAAACAAAUGAAUAUUUAAGAGAAUCAAGUAUACUAUUAGAAUAUUAUAAUAUUUUUAAAGCAAGUACUUGUUUACAAUUGUGGAAUCAACAAAAUAUAAUGGAAAAUGAUAUUUUUGAUUGUCUCUUACAUAUCAUAGAAAUGCAUUAUCCUCAUUUAUUAAUUAUUCUUCCAAUCUUUUUGAAAGAAAAUUUUAAUCUCUUAACAUAUGAUAUAAAAGUAUAUCUAAUAAACAUAUUUUUCUUUAUUUUUAUUAAAACAGAUAAAUAUAAAAUAUAUAAACAAAAUAAUAAAAAAAAGAAACAUUCAGGAAGUUUAUACAAUAAAAUUAUGAAUAGUACAAAUUUUAUAGAAAAUACUAACAAUGUCAUAUUGCAAGAUGAUAAAAAGGGUCCUAAUGAAGUAUUAAAACAUUCAUCAUUUUCGAAGGAUAUUUUUAUGGACCCAUAUGAUUAUGCAAGCAGAAGGAAUUUUUUCGAAAUGAAAUCUGAAAUGAAUACUGGAUCAUAUAACAAAAUGAAUAUUGGAUCGUAUAACAAAAUGAAUAUUGGAUCAUAUAACAAAAUGAAUAUUGGAUCAUAUAACAAAUUCAAUUAUGAAACAGUUGACGAUUUAGAAUAUGAAUCUGAAAACAAAACAGAUAUACAUAAUAGUAUAGAAUCCGAAAGUGCAACUGAAAGUGAUAUGGAGAUAAUAUAUGAAAAUAAUACAAAUUGGAAUAAUAUUCAUAAUGACAAACUAAAAAUAAUUUUAUUAAAUAAUGAUUAUAAUAUGUAUUUAAUGCAAUUUUUUUUCAAAAUUGUUUUACGAAUAGUUCCAUUUUUUAAGGUAAAGAAUCAAAAGAAACCUGUAAAUAUGAUGAAAUCAUCUAUAAUAUACAACAUCGCAAUUAUAUUAAAUAUGCUAAAAUCAUUUAAGAAUAUUAUAUUAUCAACAAAAAAUAAUUUCUGUGUAUUUAUUUAUUAUUUUUUUAUAAAAGGAUAUAUAUCAUUAUUUUUAGUGAAUAUAAACAGAGCCCAAAAAUACUUUAAAAAAGUAUUUCUUCUUCUUUUAUUUUUUUUUGGAAAUCCAAUGUGUUCUUUAAACUCUCAUCCAUUUUUGUUAUAUGUUACAUAUAUUUUAUAUUGUUUAACUGUAUUAUCCAAAUUAAAUAUGGGGAAAUUUUAUGAAAGUGUUCAAAAAAGGGGAAUAAAGUUGUUUAAGAAUAAUAAUUAUGAUAAAGACGAACAGUUAUGUAAAGACAAUAAUGAUAAUAGCAAUGAUGAUGAUAAUGAUAAUAAUAAUAAUAAGAAGAAGAACAACAACAACAAGAACAAAAUUUAUUGUAAAAAUGAAAAUACUGAAAAUGAAUCUUUUAAUAUGAAGAAUAAAACAUAUAAUUUUGACCCUAAAAAUUAUAUCAUUGACAAUAAAAUGCGUAAUAAUAUUAAUUAUGAGGAUAAAGAAAAUGAUACUUUAUUUAGUGAAGAAGACAUAUCCAUAAAUAAUAUAUGGCUAAAACAGAAAUAUGAAAUAUGGAUGCUUUUAGAAAUACUUCGCUCAAUUAAAAACAAUUAUAUAAAAUUUAACAAUAAUAUAUAUUUAGUACCUUUGAAUUAUUUGUUUAUAAAUAUAAAAAAACUUUUGAAACAAUGCAUACAAGAAAAGAAAAAGAUUAAGACAGUUGAUAAUGCAAAUAACCAUUAUAAUAAAGAAAAGCAUUUUAGAAAAAAUAGUAACGGAAUGGAUUUAAUAAAGAAAGAUGAAUAUGAUGUUAAUUCAUUUUUAAUGAAUACUGUUAAUAUAAAAGAUAAAGUACCAGAUCAAAACUUAUUAAUAAAUAUCAAUAACAGUUAUUUAGCAUUAUAUCCUACAACUGAAAAUGUAAAUGUUCCAGAAGUUCAUAUAAAUGAAGAUAUUGAUAAAUCAUUUUUAUAUUAUUCGGAAUUAGAAAAAGAACAAAGAGAAACUAAUAGUUUUUAUAAUAAUGAAGAGUAUGAACAAAUGAAAAAUUCCAAUAUUGUAGAAAUUGGAAAUCCUAUAAUUAAAGAUAAUGAACAAGCCAAAGAAGAAUUAUAUAAAAAAGGUAAACCUAGAGAAUGUGAAGAUGAAAACGAACAUGAAAUAAAUGAAAUGGAACAAGAAAAUAAUACAUAUUUUUUAAAUUCUCGAAAAUCAACAAAUAAUUUUUAUUAUAAUGAAGAAAAUAAACCUAGAAAAAAUAAGAAUAAUAAAAAAAUGCAUUAUGGAUACAUUGAUAAAAAAGACAUUUGUAACAUAUUAUUAUAUAACUUAAUAUUUAUUAAUAAAAUGAACAAAAAAUUAAAUAAUUGCAACAAUAUUGGUUAUUACCAUUUUAAAUAUUGCAACUUUAAAAAAAUUGUUAUAAAUUACAAUAAGUAUUAUAAAAUGAUAUUGGAAGCGUUUAAGAGUAAAUUAUGCAAAAAUUAUUAUGCCUACACAUUUGGAAAUAAUGAAAAUGGAACACUUGCUAUUGGUAAACCUUCUUAUCUAAAGCUAUCUCCAACUAUUGGUUCACUUGGAUAUGAUAAAAAUAAAAAAAGUAUAAAACAAGGUAACGAUUUUUGGUUUACGAAUAAUUUGCAACUACUCCCAAUUAAGAUUAAAAAAAUAUGUAUGAAUGAAGGAAUGAUUUCAUUGAUUGAUAAAAAACAUAAUUUAUAUAUUGCUGGUAAUAAUACAUUUCUUGGAUCAAAAAGUGAAUUCUUUUUUAAAAAGGUAAAGUCAAAAGAUAAUUAUGUAGGAGAAAAUGUACAUGGUAAAUCAAAAAAAAUACAUGACAAAAUAAAAAUAGAUAAAUUCUUUAUGAAUUUAAGAUUAAAAAAAAUUAAAAAAGAGGAAAAGGAAUUCCUUGAUUACAAUAGUUCAUCUGGAGAUAGUGAUAAUGUCCUAUUUGAAAAAUCGUUAUCAUAUAACGGAACGACAAAAUUUUUAAAACGUUUAAUUUUUCAAAAUGAUAAUUUUUCAGUAUUUGAUAGAAACAAUGAUGAUACAGUAUAUAAAAAAGCAUGUGCAAAUACCAUGGGUGUAUCCAUAAAUAUGAUAUAUGAUAAUUUUAGUUCUUGUGAAAGUGACAUACAUUCAUCUAUUGAUAGUGAUGAUAGUGAUGCGACGUACAUUAAAGUUAGUGAUAUAGAAGAAAUAAAUAAAAAUUUAAGUAUUAAUACUUUAUUAAAUAAUGAUGAACAUAAAUCUUUCUAUGUACAAAAAAAAAGCUAUUCUCUAAAAAAGGUGUCUAUAGAUGAUAUUAAUAUAUAUAACAGCAUAUUAUACUAUUCAUCUUAUGAUAAUCAGUAUUUAACACAUAUUCUUCCGAACUACAUUUCUUCUGUAAAAAUUAUGAACAAAUAUUGUAAAAAACUUUCGUAUGAUUAUUAUAAAGAAAAAAACAAUACAAACUUAAAAUAUCAAGAAAAAAAUGUACACGGAGAAAAAAAGAAUUAUGAUGAAUAUGAAAAUUCACAAAGAUAUUUAGAAGAAUCCGAGCAUGGAAAAACUAGUAAAGGGUAUUAUAAGAAUAAUAGCAUGAUGUCAUCAAGAGGAAAAGUUGAUAAACUCUUAAUGGAAAAUAAUGUAAAUAAUUUUAAGUUUAUUUAUAAUUUUAUACAUGAUAUUAAAAAUAGAAUAAAAUUUAUUGAUAUUUAUAACGGUUCAGAUUUUGUUAUAUCAAUAAACAAUUUUGGUCAUGUAUAUGCAUGGGGAAAUAAUAAAUAUGGAUGUUUAGGAACUGGUGAUACCAUUAAUAGAUACGUUCCUACAUUAAUUGACCCAGGUUAUUUCUUUUUAUAUGAUUUUGAAAAGUUACAAAUACAUACAAGUUACAAAACAGAAAUUUCAAUAAAAGGUAUCGAAAAAACAAAUAGCAUGUGUAAUGAAAAUAUUUUGUAUAAUUCUUUAUUACAAGAAGCAAUUAAAAAAAAUAUUUAUCAUAAAAAUAUAAAAGUUCAAAAUAAUAUAAAAGAAUCCUUUAUUAAAUGUAAUGAGGCGGACUGUAGAUCUGUUAAUUCAAAUAAUUUCGUAAGUCCAAAUAAACAUUUUAAAGAUGACCUUUUAGUGACAUUAAAAACAGAUAAUAUUUAUACAUCAGAACACAUGCUUAAUUUUGAAAACAUAAAUGUUGACAAUGUAACGAUAAGUGUACAAAAAAUUUACGUUCCCAUUAGUUCCAUUUUUUGUGGUAAUAAUCAUGUUUGUGCAUAUUCAAAUGGAUCCAUAUUUAUGUGGGGUGAACAAAAAUUAGGUCAAACAUCCACACCUUUUGAAAAUAUCUACUUUGAUAUUUAUAAUAAAUUACCAAAAUCAGAUAGUGAUUCAGAUAAUAAUUAUAAACUAAAAAAAAAUGAAAAAAGAGAAAGUAAAAAGAGUAAAACAAAUGAUUUCUUAUCUUCAAGUUCUUCAGAAGAAUAUUACCUUAAUUUAUUAGAUAGGAAAAAACUUGAAAGUAUGAAAAAUAGAUAUAACAAAAAUAAAAUUUUAUUUUGUAAGAAAAAAAUUAGCUUUAGUGUAAAAAACCCAAUGCAAAAUUAUUAUAACAUAACUAAUGAUGAAAUAUUCCUUAAUAACAGAAAAUUAAAAUUGUCUUCUAAUUUAAAUGCAACAAAUAAAAUUAAAAAGAAAAAAGUUAACAACAAUUUAGUUCUUAUACCCAUUCAAGUUUGUGUAUUUAAUUUAUCCUAUAGAGUAAGAAAAAAAAUAACAAAUAGUACAAAUGACAAAUACGUCAGUAAUAAAUCCAAUGAAAAUGAAGAAAAAUAUGAAAAAGAAACGUUAAAGAAUUCAAAUUAUGAUUUUAAUAGUUUUCCAACUGGUCAAAAUAAUGAUCGCCACAUUAAGAAUGAGAAUAUAAAUAAAAAUUCUGAGGGAAAUGUAUCAACACAAAAUUCAAAAUUAAAAAAUUCUAGUACUACUACUAAUAAUAAUAAUAAUAAUAAUAGUGAUUAUACAAGAGUUUAUGAUUUUCUUGAAUCAUUUAUAAAAGGUGAAAUUGUAAAUAUGUAUAUGAACAUUUUUAGAAAUGAUAUAAAUAUAUAUACAAAUAUUCCUAAUAAUAUUAAUAUAAAUCCAUACAUAUACGGAAUGAAUUUUUACGAUUACAAUUUUUAUAAUGAGAAAUAUAAGAAUUUUCAAAAUAAUUUAGGAGAGGGAAGAAAUGAAAAUGAAUUUAAUGCCAAUAAUAAUGCUCAAAAGAAUUCAUAUUUUUCAUCAAAUGAAAAUUAUAAUAAAUAUAAAGAUGACACUUUAAAUAAAAAAAUGAACGAUGAAAAAUAUACUAAUAAAAAUGAAGAUGAAUAUGCUAAAUCAUCCAAAAAAAUCGAUCUACUUAAUAUUGAAGAUCCAAAUAAGUUUGUAAAACUCAUGAAAGAAAAUGAAAUGAUUAACCCACAAAUAUAUGAAUACAUUGAUAAGGAAGAAACUGUAUGUAUUAACAUUAAAUUAAUUAUUUUCUUAUUUUUAUUUAUAAAGAAAAAGUACAUGACUAUUUUCUUGAACAGUGUUCAAAUGGUGGCAAAUGUGUCAUGUGGUGAGGCUAAUACCGUAAUAACAUGCUUCAAAAAAAGUAUUUAUGAUAAAUAUUACAAAUAUAUAAUCAAAAAUAUUACAUGUUUAGAAAAUUAUAAACAUUUAGAAAGUACAAAAUUGAAGUCAAAAUUAAAAUUAACGUAUCCAGAAUAUUAUUUUAGUUCAGCAAGUGAAAACAGUGAACAUUUUUAUAGAAACGAUAUAUAUGAUGUUAAAAAUUAUACAACUUCAAUUGUAAAUUGGGGAGAUAAAUCAUUUGAUGAAUACAAAAUAAUAAAUUCUGCAUAUUCUCGUUCUGAUACAUCUCGCUUUUAUCAUAUGAUAGAUGAAAUAUUAGAAAAUUAUAUGUGUAUUUAUGUAUGUGGUAGGGAUACAAAUAAUAAUUUAUGUGUCAAUCAUAUUAAUCAAAGUUUAUACACAUUUACCCGAAUAAGUAAUAAUUUUUUUUAUUACAACUUUAACAAUUUUCUAUAUUUAUAUAAAUAUAAUUAUUAUUUGUAUUAUAUACAUAAAAAUAAAGUUCAUAUUAAUCAUAACAAUGAUGUAUCAUACAUUCAAAACAAUCCUCUUACCUUAUUUAAGAAUAAAUUUAACAUAAUAAAUAAUAAAGAUGAUAAUAUGAAUCUGAAUCAAUCUAAUUCAAAAUGUCAAGGUGUUUCACCAAAACAAUUUAUAAUAAUAAAAAAAAUUGUUUGCAGUAAUAUUGUUACAUGCUUAAUUGAUAUAUAUAAUAAUGUUUAUAUUGCUGGUGAUAUAAAACAUUAUUUUCCAAACCAUUUUCAUCAUAUUGCAUAUGCAUCAUCACCUUUUGUUAAAAUCAAUUUGAAUAACAAUAAAACAAUAAAAAAUGUAUCAAUUAGUCAAAAUAACAUAUUUUUAGUAUAUGACGACAAUAGUUUAGAAAUAUUGGGUUAUAAUGAUUAUAUCGAUUUCUUUGAAUAUAAUCAUCCUAUAUUUUUUACGAACAAACAUAAUCAUAAACAUUCAUAUAAUAUUGUGAAUAUUAAAAAAUCAGAUUUCUUGGUAAAACAAAUUCAAACAGGAAACAAUUGUGCUGUAAUAGUUAUGAAAAAGAAAAAAGGCAAAAAAAAUAGGAAAAAAUCAAUUAAAUACUUUAAUUAA
This is a messenger RNA of Plasmodium adleri (nom. inval.), 13602 nucleotides long. RefSeq names its product conserved Plasmodium membrane protein, unknown function. The transcript has 3 exons. NCBI's taxonomy places the organism in Eukaryota, Apicomplexa, Aconoidasida, Haemosporida, Plasmodiidae. Gene Ontology annotation, cellular component: intracellular membrane-bounded organelle; vesicle; cytoplasm. Gene Ontology annotation, biological process: clathrin-dependent endocytosis; clathrin coat disassembly. The record is from RefSeq and is a predicted model, not a curated record. Gene Ontology annotation, molecular function: clathrin binding. The coding region runs from base 1 to 13602 and encodes 4533 amino acids.